AUGAUCCAGCUCAAACCAUCCACACUCGUCCUUGCCCUUUCUUUAUUCGUUUCCUCCACCCUAACUGAGAAUGGAGAACUCUCCUCCAGCCUUGUAGGCUGCAAUGAGGUCUCAUGCCCCAAAGACGGUCCGAAUGACCGCUGUAUAGUGGGAGACAAUACCUUCCUUGGAAUCGGACUAUCCCGCAUCCCCGACGUUCCCUCGUCUCUUGAGGGUUUUUCUCUCAUAAAAGGUGUAAAUGUGUCUGUUUCACUGGCUGGAAAAGAUAAUGAUAAGGCCACACGCCCUUUCAAGUCAUUCUACUACCUCGGUACACCCUCGGACGUAGAAAUCAAGAACUUGUCUGGCUGUGUUAUCCUAUUUCACGACGCCCCGUUCAAGAAAUUCGACGGGCCAGACCUAGAGGGCAUUUACAAUGGAAAUGAUGUCCGCGCUGCGCGCGGUACCUGUUCCGAUGUCAUUGACAAGACAUGCAUCGAAAAGCUUACGGAGAAGGCAAUGGAAUUAGCCGAAGAGGCUAAUGGAAAUAUCUGCACAAUGCUUGAGAGAGAAUUGAAGACGACUUCUCUCCAUGAAUGCAAUGGAUUUGCAGGUAAAGGUAGCAACCUUGGGAAUUUCACUGUUAAGUCGCUCGAUGGUCUCAAUGGGGUUAAGAAUUCCUCAGGCUGUUGGCCGAUUCAGCCCAAGUCUGAUCAGUUGGCGGAGAUAGCGAAUUUCACUACUCUGAAGAACUAUUCGGCACAGGCUCUCCUUGACGAGGCCUAUAAGAUUACACCGGUUCUCACUGUGUUCGCUAGGAAGGGCAACAGCAGUCUUGUCAACCAAACCGCUUCUCAGUUGACAUGUCUGAAAGUUGUCACUGAAGAUGAUCCCAGUGAUGAUGAAAAAGGGAGUGACAAUACUGCGGUGGCUAUUAGGGCAAGCGGGUUUGCUGCUGGCAUUGCGGUACUAGCUGGAAUCUUUGCAUUGCUGUAA
Molecule: messenger RNA, 975 nt
Organism: Penicillium hordei
Lineage: Eukaryota; Fungi; Ascomycota; Eurotiomycetes; Eurotiales; Aspergillaceae
Exons: 2
Coding region: 1-975 (324 amino acids)
Source: RefSeq, a predicted model, not a curated record